AUGAGCUGCAGCGCCGUCAUAGAAACAAACUGUGGUCUUGAUUUGAAAACGCAAGAAGCCGCACUUCGUUCUGGGCCGGAUGUGGUCGUCGCUACUCCAGGACGACUCAUUGAUACAUAUUUGCACAAUUUCACCAUCUUUAUCUCUGCAAUAAUAGUGAGACGAUUAAUCCUUUCUCAUGGUCCUCUUUCGGCCUUGAUAUUUUCAAGGCCUAUUCCCACUGAGGAUGUAGGCAGAGUGCGCCGGGCUGACUUCAAGCAGUCAACAUGCCCCUCAUUGGCUGUGCAUGAGGUUCUUGUUUUGGAUGAGGCCGAUCGCAUGCUUGAAGAAGCGUUCAAAGACCAAAUGAAUGAGCUUAUUCGACUUUGUGCACCUAAUCGCCAGACUUUGCUGUUUUCAGCAACAAUGACCGACCAAAUUGACGAAUUGGCGUCGAUGUCGCUAAAGAAACCAGUGAAGAUUUUCAUCAACGAGAACACCGAAACGGCUCUGAAACUGAGACAGGAAUUUAUUCGUAUACGCGCAGGACGUGAAACAGACCGUGAAGCGAUCGUUUCAGCCCUCGUUACAAGAACCUUCCAGGAGAACACCAUUAUUUUCGUUCGAAUGAAGAAGGAUUGCCAACGCCUUCAUAUACUGCUCGGUUUACUUGGGCUGAAGGCUGGACAGAUGCAUUCGUCACUAUCUCAAGCACAGCGUAUUGAAGCGUUGUCGAAAUUCAAGCGGCGCGAGGUAAGCAUUAUAAAUUAA
This is a messenger RNA of Cooperia oncophora, 750 nucleotides long. Lineage: Eukaryota; Metazoa; Nematoda; Chromadorea; Rhabditida; Trichostrongylidae. The record is from the annotation of a GenBank genome assembly.